Molecule: messenger RNA, 467 nt
Organism: Schistosoma turkestanicum
Lineage: Eukaryota; Metazoa; Platyhelminthes; Trematoda; Strigeidida; Schistosomatidae
Source: the annotation of a GenBank genome assembly
UGAACAUUGAGAUUUGUACGUUUUUCUCAAGGUCAGCAUUUCGUGGAAAUUUUGAUCGUACAACAUGACUCUAGGUGUGAACCCGCGGGCUUACCCGCUAGCGGGUCCGGAACUUACAAAUAAAAUAAUCGAGCUAGUUAAACAGGCUAGUUCGUAUAAACAACUGAAGAAGGGUGCCAACGAAGCGACCAAGGCUCUUAACAGAGGAAAAGCAGAGUUUAUUGUGAUGGCUGCUGACAUAGAUCCCUUGGAAAUAGUUUUACACUUGCCUCUUCUUUGCGAAGAUAAGAAUGUCCCGUAUGUGUUCAUCCCUUCACAAAUGGCUUUGGGUCGUGCUUGUGGAGUAUCCAGAUCAGUAGCGGCCGUCGCUGUUACAGAUAGUGAGGGCUCACAACUUAAACCCCUUGUCAUCUCUAUUCAACAGAGCAUUGAAAAACUGCUUAUUUAACUAAUAAAUUUUCCAUUUC